Molecule: messenger RNA, 1983 nt
Organism: Lampris incognitus (smalleye Pacific opah)
Lineage: Eukaryota; Metazoa; Chordata; Actinopteri; Lampriformes; Lampridae
Product: proton channel OTOP2-like
Exons: 6
Coding region: 1-1806 (601 amino acids)
Biological process (GO): proton transmembrane transport
Cellular component (GO): membrane
Molecular function (GO): proton channel activity
Source: RefSeq, a predicted model, not a curated record
AUGUGUCUGAACACUGGAUAUCCGUGUGAAUGUCUGACCACUGGAAAUCAAUGUGAACCAUGCAGGAUGACAGCCAAAGACAAGGACACGGAGGAGACCAGCCUGUCCAACAAUGUCAGCAUAGCGGGCCAAGCGGACGUCUCUCAGAGCGAACUGGACCAGUCCCUCUCUGUGAGCGGUGUGGUGAAAGACCGUGUCCGAAACUGGGGCUGGUUGGUGUCUGGGAUCAUCGCCCUCAACGUACUUUUCCUGGGCUGUGCCUUGGUCAGCGGCACUGCCUACAACAAGGUGGCCAUCGGCUCCGCUGACAUGCAGAUCUAUCUCAUCAUCCUCCUCCUGCUCACCCUCAUCUGGAUGCUUCAGUACAGCAUCUACACAUUUAGGGACGACCAGGCUGUCCUUUACCAGGAUGGUCACGCUGGGCCUAUCUGGCUUAGGGGAGGACUUGUGCUGUUUGGCGUCCUCAGUCUUAUCAUGGACAUUUUCAAGAUUGCGAGCUACGUGGGCUACCUCCACUGCGAUUCCGCCGUGAAGGUUGCCUUCCCUGUUGUGCAAGCUGUAUUCAUACUUGCCCAGACAUGCUUCCUGUGGAUCCAUGCCAAGGACUGCAUGCAACUACAACGGAACAUUACACGUUGUGGCCUGAUGCUGAUGUUCUCUACAAAUCUUGUUAUGUGGAUGAUGCUAGUGACGGAGGAGUCCGUCCACCAAACAAGCAUCCCAGACUAUACAAACACCACCACUAAACUCUCUGCCCGAAGCAUAUACAUGAGAGCAAGUUACGGAGAUGACAAGUGUAAGUGCAGCCACUCUUCAUGCAGCAUGUUCAAGAAGGCCUACUACUACCUGUACCCUUUCAACAUUGAGUACAGUCUCUUUGCCUCUGCCAUGGCAUAUGUUAUGUGGAAAAAUGUCGGCCGAAUAGCAGAUGAACACAACCAUCACAGCGCCAAGUUCUGCCUCAAGGGUAUUUUUCUUGGACCCAUAACAGGAAUUCUAUUGGUCUUGGCGGGUCUGACAACCUUCAUAGUCUAUGAAAUAGAUGUGGAAAAGGAGGACUAUAAGAGGAGAGAUGAAGCGCUGAUGAUGUACUUUAUAAUGAACGUUGUGAUCAUGAGCCUGAUGUCUGUCGCCACUGUGGUUGGCUGUGCCAUCUACAGGCUGGACCAGAGAGAGCACGUCUCUGAGAAGAACCCGACACGCAGCCUGGAUGUGGGGCUGCUGGUCGGAGCUUCGAUGGGGCAGUUCAUCAUCAGCUAUUUCACCAUUGUGGCCGUGGUGGCAACUGGCGCCAAGGGUCACUUGAAUGCCAUCAAUUUGGCCUUGGCCAUCCUGACCGUUGUCCAGCUCGGCCUGCAAAACUUCUUCCUCAUCGAGGGCCUCCAUCGGGAGCCCUUCCACGAGACACACCCGGUCAGCGUGUUCACGAAUCCGUACGUGCUCCAAGCCAGCAAAGAGCUGAGCAGCCUCGAAGGCUCGGACAUGGACACCAAGCCCAGCCCAGAGUUCACGCCUCACAUUCAGCCCGGCCACAUUCCUCCGACCGAGCACACCACCGAGCACCGACUCAAGCUCAGCUGGAAGAGAAGGGUGCUCAAAGAAGUCUGCUCCUUUCUUCUGCUUGCCAACAUCAUUCUCUGGAUCAUGCCCGCAUUCGGUGCUCGCCCCCACUUUGACCACAGCGUUGAAACGGAUUUCUACCAAUUCACCAUGUGGGCUGCUGUGGUGAAUAUCGGACUGCCUUUUGGAAUCUUCUACCGCAUGCACUCAGUGGCCAGCCUCUUUGAAGUAUACGUAAACUCAUAACCUCAUCGCCGGAGGAGAGUCCAUGUUAUUAAAAAGAGUUCUGAAUAAAUUAUUGUUUCGAAGAUGCUGUUAUCUCUUGAUGAAGCUGUAGAAACAAGCUCACUCGGUCGUCAAAUGUCAAUACUGUGUUGUUUUUUCCUCUCAUGUGAUGCAUUAUUAUUGCAUUGUUGCAUUUGA